GUCGCGUAAACCCCGUGAAAAACACGGUGACGAUGACGGAGCGGGUGGUCACCAGCACCGCGGCGUUCCACUUCUGAAGCGGGAAGUGAUCGUUCAGUGCUCGUGCUCGAGACGCCGGUCUCUGGACUCGUCGAAGAGGAGGACGAGUGGACGAGUCACUCCAAAGGCGGACCGGAAAGAGUCGCGCGAUUCACGUAAUUCACGUUUCCCGCGAUCGAGGAGGGUGCCGUUGACGAAAGGUCAGCCCCCGGUAGCUCGGCCGCCGUCCGCCGUGGUCUUCUUCGUGCAUAUGUGUGUGCGCGUGUGAUAUGCCGGCGCCCCACUCUCUGGUGCAGCACGAAGCACGAUACGAUUCGUCCCUUAAAACUGACUCCUCGCCUCGCACCCCGGGGGUCCGGUCGUCGUCGUCGUCGUCGCCCGCUACUAUGCGUACCACGUAUUAACAGCGCAUAAACGCCGUCGUCGAGAAUGUACGCGCUGCAAAUGCAAACCGCCUGCCAGGGCGAGGGCACUCGUGAGCCCGAUGACCCCAGCACCCUUCAUCAGGAACCAGUGCGACCUGCCACCCAAGAUUGCAGUUCUUUCGAUAUUGUCAGAGCUACACAGUAUGGGGCGUUGGAUCGAGUGACACAGUUGGUGGAAGGUGGUGCCGACGUGAACCAGCCGGAUUCGGAGACUGUGACAUUGUUGCAUUGGGCUGCUAUAAACAAUCGCAAAGAUAUUGUUAAAUAUCUUAUUGCAAAGGGAGCCGUAGUCGAUGCUGUUGGCGGUGAAUUAGCUUCUACGCCAUUGCAUUGGGCUACGAGACAGGGCCAUCUCUCCACUGUUGUAAUACUGAUGAGGGCAGGUGCUGAUCCAACCUUGAGGGAUUCCGAAGGUUUCUCUUGCGUACACCUGGCGGCACAAUUUGGCCACACGGCCAUAGUGGCUUAUUUGGUGGCAAAAGGCGUCAAUCCAAAUAUGCCGGAUAGAAGUGCCAUGACUCCCCUUAUGUGGAGCGCCUAUAAAGUCAAUAGUCUUUCUUUUUACAGUCUAGAUCCAACACGACUGUUGUUGACUCUAGGUGCGUCGCACUCACUUACCGAUAAUCUGCACGGUAACACAGCCCUGCAUUGGGCUAUUAUAGCAAAAAACAACACGGCAAUUUCCACCUUGGUACAACACGGAGCCUCGUUAGACGUGCCCAAUUUUCAAAAUGAAACUCCAAUGACGUUGUUAGGCCCGCACAUCGGCGCCGCGUGGUUAGGGCAUAAAAUCAGUCACGAAAUUAAGGAGAAGCAAGGUCGUACGAGAACAUGGUGUAGAGAUAAGAGAAUUCGUUGGUAUUGCAUGGUCAGUACGCCAUUUAUAGCGUUUUAUGUGAUCGGUAUGGUUCUACAGAGUGGAUGGGAUUAUUUAUUAAAACUAGGUGCCUUCAUCACCCUUUAUGUAGUGGUGUAUCUAAUGAACCAUUUCGUGUUCGAUGAACGGCUGUUUCUCAUUUUGCCAAUGUCGAUUUAUUUGGCAACCAAGAUGUGGAUAUACGUCACAUGGAUAUUCUGGCUAGGUAUCCAUGCAGCAUGGUAUUUAUGGUUGUUAUUAGUCGGUGGAUCCGUUCCUCUCUGGAUAUGCUUCCUGCAGUCUUGGCGGGGUGAUCCCGGAAUUAUCGUGGCUACUCAGGAGGAUAAAUUGAAUCUUUAUUUGCAGACGAUAAUUGAAUUGGCUGAGUCGGGUGGUUUCGAGCCGCAAUGGUUCUGCAGUAGUUGUCUAGUCCGAAGACCCGUGAGAUCUAAACAUUGUUCCACAUGUGAUCGUUGCGUAGCGCGAUUCGAUCAUCAUUGUCCAUGGGUUAAUAACUGUAUUGGUGCACAUAACCACAAGUAUUUCCUUGGAUUUGUGGCGUCUUUGCUGGGAUUGUGUAUCGUUAUCUUAUCUGCCAGUAUACAAUAUUGGCAAUUCGAGUGUUGGUCGAACUUAACGAACGGUCAUAGCGCGGACAGCUAUCUAGUAGCUGCAGCUACCUGCGAUGCUUGGGUAAUGUGGGUGGCAGCCAACACGUCCCUUCAUUCUUUCUGGGUUGGGACUUUGUUGGCGUGUCAAUGUUAUCAGAUCAUGGUCCUGGGAAUGACAACGAAUGAACGUAUGAAUGCCGGUCGUUAUAAACACUUCAAGCAGGGGAACCCGUUCCAUCGCGGUGCCCUGCAGAAUGCCGCUGACUUUUGCAACUUCAGCUUUUGCGGAGUGAAGGCGAAACCUAGCUCGGAUUGGUUGCACAGUUUCGAUCUCAAGCAAAGCAUCGAGAAGUUACCUUUGCUCGCGCAGAAAGAUAAUUUUCAGUAUGUUUAAAGUUCUGUAAGCAGCCGUGAGAAGCUAAUUGUACACACAUACAUACACCAUAUCACUUAUGCCUGACGUACUCCUUGGGCCACCAAAGAGUUGCCGCAAACAUGUAAGUGACUUUCCAGGACGGCAGUAAUUAUGCAUACACGGGCGAUUACGUUCGCAUAUUCUCUAAGCUCUAUUAUACAGCAAUCGCUGAAUAACAAUUUUUCGAUGUCAUAUGUUUCGAUUUCAUAUGUCGUAAAAGACUGUUGCAUUGCGAAUGUGUGCAUAUCCCACCUAUACUCUACUUAAAGAUAUCUAUGAGUGAUUAAACGAUAAAAAUGCACAAAUUUUAUGAUUUAAAUUAACCCUUUGUUGCCUAAACAUAAUAAGCAUGAAAGAGUUUCUGUAUCAUUUAACUUUUAUUGUAAUAUAUAAACUAUGAUUAUCGAUAAAUAGAGAGAGACAUAUGAAAAGAAUUGCAGAUUAGAAAACUAAUUUGUAAUUGGGCAGCAUAGGGUUACUAAUUUCUUCAAUCAAUCAUUUCAAUUAUGCAUCAUCCUAUUUGUAUCUCUGAUAUCGAGAUUUCUUUUUACCAAACUAUAAAAUAAUUACUCUUUAUAUUAAACACAUAUUGUAAAUAUUUA
Molecule: messenger RNA, 2948 nt
Organism: Temnothorax curvispinosus
Lineage: Eukaryota; Metazoa; Arthropoda; Insecta; Hymenoptera; Formicidae
Gene: Hip14
Product: palmitoyltransferase Hip14
Exons: 10
Coding region: 469-2325 (618 amino acids)
Biological process (GO): protein palmitoylation
Cellular component (GO): Golgi membrane
Molecular function (GO): palmitoyltransferase activity; protein binding
Source: RefSeq, a predicted model, not a curated record